GCCGCUGAGGCGGGCAGCGGCCGGGCCUGGCCAUGGGGGCGACGCCGCCCAACGGCAGCCUCGGCGCGGCCCUCAGCCCGCAGCCCGGAGCGGGGCCGGCGGCGGGGCCGGGCGAGCGCGGCUGCGAGAACGGGGCCCUUAUGGACAGCUUCGGCAUCUUCCUGCAGGGGCUCCUGGGCGUCGUGGCCUUCAGCACCCUCAUGCUAAAACGAUUCAGAGAACCAAAGCAUGAAAGACGUCCUUGGAGGAUAUGGUUUUUAGAUACUUCAAAGCAAGCCAUAGGGAUGUUGUUCAUCCACUUUGCAAAUGUCUACUUAUCAGACCUUACUGAAGAAGACCCUUGUUCACUGUACCUUAUCAACUUCUUGUUAGAUGCCACAUUAGGAAUGCUGUUAAUCUAUUUGGGUAUACGUGCAGUCAGCAGCCUUGUGGAAUGGCAGCAGUGGGAGUCCCUUCGCUUUGGUGAAUAUGGUGACCCACUGCAGUGCAGUGCUUGGAUGGGUCAGUGUGUUCUGUACAUAAUGAUUAUGACAUUUGAGAAAACCAUCAUCAUUAUAGUGCUUCUGAUACCUCAGUGGAAGGAGGUAGCUUUAUUGAAUCCUAUAGAGAACCCCCAGUUGGAGCUGGCUAUCGUCAUGUUGAUAGUUCCCUUCUUUGUUAAUGCAUUAAUGUUCUGGGUUGUAGAUAAUUUUCUUAUGAAGAAAGGGAAGACAAAAGCUAAACUAGAAGAAAAAGAAGCAGGACAAGAUUCAAGAAAUGGAAGUAAAGUCCGCUAUAGGAGAGCAGCAUCCCAUGAAGAGUCAGAGUCAGAAAUCCUCAUCUCAGCAGACGAUGAGAUGGAGGAAUCAGACACAGAAGAGGACCUGCGUAGACUGACCAACUUAAAGCCCAUUAAGAAGAAGAAGCAUCGCUUUGGUCUGCCAGCAGUGGCACAGAAAUACCCCGUGAAAAAGAAGCGUCCUCCAGUGAAGGAGGAAGAUCUCAAAGGAGCUAGAGGAAACCUUUCCAAAAACCAGGAAAUUAAGUCCAAAACCUACCAAGUCAUGAAGCAGUGUGAACAAAUGGGCUCUGCGGCACCUUCCAUAUUCAGCCGAGCUCGGACGGGUGGUGAAACAGUCUUUGAGAAGCCUAAAGACGAGCCGGCCAAAAGCGUCUUUGGUUGAGAGCCGAGCUGCACGUGCCUCCCCGCCACGAUUGUUGUAACAUUUUUCCACAUUUCUACCCCUUGCACUAAGCUCACCGUAGCCACAGAUAUUUGGUUUCUACCUUAAGUCAUUAAAAAGGGAGUGGAUUAAUAUCAGUGGGUACAACUUCCAUUUUAGUUUUUACUAUGUGCAUUCUUUCUAUGUGUCGAAUGGUGUUUGCUACAAUGGUUUAAUAAAUAAAAUGAUUGUUGAGCACAA
Numida meleagris (helmeted guineafowl) is the source of this 1403-nucleotide messenger RNA. RefSeq names its product musculoskeletal embryonic nuclear protein 1. NCBI's taxonomy places the organism in Eukaryota, Metazoa, Chordata, Aves, Galliformes, Numididae. The transcript is spliced from 11 exons. The record is from RefSeq and is a predicted model, not a curated record. Gene Ontology annotation, molecular function: calcium channel regulator activity. Gene Ontology annotation, cellular component: cortical endoplasmic reticulum; membrane; nucleus. Gene Ontology annotation, biological process: tissue regeneration; chondrocyte differentiation; chondrocyte proliferation. The coding region runs from base 33 to 1163 and encodes 376 amino acids.